Molecule: messenger RNA, 2382 nt
Organism: Eriocheir sinensis (Chinese mitten crab)
Lineage: Eukaryota; Metazoa; Arthropoda; Malacostraca; Decapoda; Varunidae
Product: putative inorganic phosphate cotransporter
Exons: 9
Coding region: 1-1683 (560 amino acids)
Biological process (GO): monoatomic anion transport; transmembrane transport
Molecular function (GO): transmembrane transporter activity
Source: RefSeq, a predicted model, not a curated record
AUGGAGAAAAGUGUGUCCGAUAAGUGCGGCUAUCUCCCUCUGCCACAGGACGGCUGCGUGCAGAAGUGUGCCGCGACGCCGACCACGGAGCUCCGCCUGGACACAGCGCGGAUGGGCUGGAUCCCGUGGUGGCGGGCGCGGGACACGUUUGUGCUGCUAAGCUUCCUGGGCGUGGUGCAGCUCUACAUGGUGCGCGUCAGCCUCUCCAUCGCCAUCGUGGCCAUGGUCACCAGGAACGAGACCACCAACGCCUCGCAGGUGUCCGACACGUGCCCCGUGCCUGACGACAGCCCCGACCACUCUGUCGUGACGCCCUCCAAGGCUGGCUGGGCCCAGAGACUCUCCAGUCACACGAUACGAGUACAAACACGGUUCAGAGCGGGGUCGAACCCGGGUCAGCGGCAUCGUAGUCACGUGCGUCACGGAAGGAGUGCAUCCUCUCGGACGAGUUGCACUGCUGCCAUCACGCCUCGCCCACAGGUGUAUGACACAGCUGCACACUUCCAGGCCGGGGAGUUUGAGUGGAGCGACCGGACGAUUGCCUUGGUCCUGGGCGCCUUCUACUACGGCUCCUCCGCAACAAGCUUCCUGGGAGGCCGAGCAGCGGAGAAAUUCGGAGGACGCCUCAUCUUCGGCCUCGGGGUUGUGGUGCCGUCCGUGCUGAGCCUCCUGUCGCCGCUGUGUGCCCGCGCCUCCGAGUACGGCUUCGUUGCCCUCAGGGUGCUGGAGGGCAUGGCGCAGGUGGAGUGCUCGCUACUGUGGGUCACAUUCUUAAACAUUGGCAUCUCCAUGCCUUCAAUACACGUGCUGAUUGCCGCGUGGAUCCCCCCCAAGGACAAGGCAAAGCACGCCAGCAUCAUACUCUCAGCUGAUGUCUGGUUCCGUGCAGGCAUUCAGAUAGGCACAGUGAUAGCCAUGUCCUUUGGGGGCUGGCUCUGCGACACCACCUUCCUGGAUGGAUGGCCCUCGGUCUUCUAUGUGUUUGGGGGUCUGGGCACGCUCUGGGGCAUCCCAUGGUUCCUGCUCGUCCACAACCUGCCCGAGCACCACCCCAGGAUAUCGCCAUCGGAGUUGGAGUACAUUCAAGCGCACCGACGCUAUGUCAAGAGAGACAAGGCUGUGGCCAUCCCCUGGAGAGCAAUAGCAACGUCAAGGCCAUUCUGGGCCAUCGUCGCCUCCAGUCUGUGCUACAGCUACAGCUUCUACACGCUGCUGACGGAACUGCCCACCUUCUUCAACGUCAUCCUGCACUUCGACAUGAGCAAAAAUGCCCUGGGCUCCACCUUGGCCUACAUCCUCCAGGGCACGGUCUGCCUGGGCUGGGGCGCCUUCGCCGACUGGCUUCAUCGCAGGAACUACAUGACAGUCAACGGGAUCAGGAAGCUGUCCACGUCUGCCGGCAUGUACCUGUCUGCGGCGUGCCUGGUGGCCAUGGUAUGGGUCCACUGUGACCACGUAGCAGCCAUGGCCGCCAUGUGCCUGGCCGUGGGCUUCAUGGGAACGAUGAGCAGCGGCUCCUCACUCUCCGAGCAGGACAUCGCCCCAAACCUGGCCGGCUCACUGAAGGGCCUCACCACCACCCUCUCCUCCACCACCGGCUUCCUCACGCCCAUCGUCACGGCCGCCGUCACCAGCGGCAACGUAAGGCUUAGCGGCUUCCUCGGUGGUUUGCAGUCUUAUUGAAUUGAUCUUGUCACCCCUCAAGGCAUGCCACAGUAUUGCUUCUCUCACCACCUGUUAUCACACUUUUUAUGCUGACUGCUCUCAUGAACUUCCAUCUUGCAUGCCUUCACCUCUUGGUCGUCACUUUGUCAGCACUUGAAUAAAAUAGUCUUUCCUUGAAGUCAUAUAUUUGAGGUGUACAUUUGCCAGAGAAAAGGGAGAUAUUGAGCACUCAGGGCUGGAGGCACUUUGUCAUGAGAGACGCUAAAUAGAAGCCACCUUGGAAACAUGACUGACGAAAGCAAUGCUCUUAAAGGGGCUCUCACACAUUCCCGGUCCCGGUCGCGACCGUCCCCGAUGACUCCCGAUAAGCCGAUCGGGGCCUGACCGCCGACAAAAUAGGCAAUAAUCCCCGGACCGGCGGCUUACCGCCGGUAAGCCGGCAGUUUACCGGCGGUAGACCGGCGACCAUAUACGAUUUUCGAUUUCUCCGACCGGCGACUGCAGCAGGUCAGUCGGCGGUCGACCGCCGGCCUACCGGCGGCAGACCUGCGGCACAUCGACGAGCAAACACUUUCGUUGCCACACCCAGUUGAAAGGGUAUAUAAACGGCCGUCCAGCUGUUUUGAUCAUUCGUGAGUUUGACAUCGCAAUAGCUUUCCUCAGCUCUCGUGAAUGCGAAAUUGAACUCCUGAAGUUAUAAUUAUUAUAAUUAUAAUA